AUGCAACAACAAAUGAAUCUGCUGCCGAUGAAGCAGCAGCAACAGCAGCAGCAACAGCAGCAGCAGCAGCAGCAACACAAACACCAACAGCAAUAUCUCUGCAACCCCUCCUCCCCUACACCUGCAGCACCACCACCAACAAAUGAAUCUGCUGCCGAUGAAGCAGCAGCAACAGCAGCAGCAACAGCAGCAGCAGCAGCAGCAGCAACACAAACACCAACAGCAAUAUCUCUGCACCCCCUCCUCCCCUACACCUGCAGCAGCAACAGCAGCAGCACCACCACCAUCAUCAUCAUCAUCAUCAGCAGCAGCAACAGCAGCAGCAACAGCAGCAGCAACAGCAGCACCACCACCAUCAUCAUCAGCAGCAGCAGCAGCAGCACCACCACCACCACCACCAUCAUCAUCAUCAUCAUCAGCAGCAGCAGCAGCAGCAGCAACAGCAGCAGCAGCAACAGCAGCAGCAGCAGCAGCAGAGCAUACCAUCAUGGCCGCAUCUCCUUGUAUAAGAAGAGCUUGUAUACAAUAAGCACCAUCAAGUAUAAGAGGAAGAGAAAGAGGGACAAGAGAAAGAAACAAAGAAAGAAAACGUAA
Messenger RNA from Eimeria mitis, 594 nucleotides. RefSeq lists its product as uncharacterized. The transcript is spliced from 2 exons. NCBI's taxonomy places the organism in Eukaryota, Apicomplexa, Conoidasida, Eucoccidiorida, Eimeriidae. The record is from RefSeq and is a predicted model, not a curated record. The coding region runs from base 1 to 594 and encodes 197 amino acids.